AUGGAGACCGCUGUGAAACUGUUCUUCUCCUCGCCCAAAUUCGCAGUCGCUGGUGCCAGUCAAAAUACCUCCAAAUUUGGAUACAGAGUAUUAGCUUGGUAUCACACCCAUGGCUUACCUGUGACUCCCAUCAACCCAACAAGUUCAGAGAUCAGUUUGCCUUCAGAGGCCUACAGUACAGUCGCAUCACCCUCAGCUUUAGAGAACCCCUCACAGACAGCACUGUCGGUCAUCACACCCCCUAACGUGACGAGAAAGAUUCUCGAAGAGGCAAAGAGCGUAGGUAUACAGGCAGUCUGGCUUCAACCUGGAAGCUUCGAUGAGGAGGAUCUGGAGUAUGCGAAGGCAAACUUCAAAGCUGCUGUAGGAGGUCCUGGAGGGCGUGGUGGAGAAGGUUGGUGCGUUUUGGUAGAUGGCGAAUCAGCCCUAAAAGCAGUCAAGCGUGACUGGAAGAGCCAGAAACUGUAG
Endocarpon pusillum Z07020 is the source of this 468-nucleotide messenger RNA. RefSeq lists its product as uncharacterized. The transcript has 2 exons. The record is from RefSeq and is a predicted model, not a curated record. The coding region runs from base 1 to 468 and encodes 155 amino acids. Lineage: Eukaryota; Fungi; Ascomycota; Eurotiomycetes; Verrucariales; Verrucariaceae.